Molecule: messenger RNA, 1558 nt
Organism: Branchiostoma belcheri (Belcher's lancelet)
Lineage: Eukaryota; Metazoa; Chordata; Leptocardii; Amphioxiformes; Branchiostomatidae
Product: protease-associated domain-containing protein 1-like
Exons: 5
Coding region: 19-603 (194 amino acids)
Source: RefSeq, a predicted model, not a curated record
GUAGAGUUCACCAUCAAAAUGGCAGCCAUGUCGAGAGGAAUUUGUGCGUUUCUUGCCGUAGUUUUGUUGCUUGUUUGCCUCUACGAGCCCUUAACUGUCUUGGCUCAUUCCAUCAACGAACAACUGUACUUUGAGAUUUUGUACCCCCAGGACAUCAACUACCUUUUCAAGAUCAGGCCAGCAAAGGACUUUGGAGCACCAUUUGACUUUCACUAUGAUCACAUCCACUUAGUGCCGACAGAUCCUGCCCAGUCUUGCUCCUCACUAAACAACGGACAAUCUCUACAAGGAGCUAUAGCCAUGGUAGAGAGAGGCGGAUGCUCGUUCAUGUCCAAAGCCCUGAUGGUGGAGCAGUACGGAGCAGUUGCCGUGGUGAUCUAUGACAGUAAUCAGCAGGACAACGAGCACUGGGUGGACAUGAUCCAGGACGAGACGGAGAGGGACACCGGCAUCGCAGCAGCCUUCCUGCUGGGGAAGGACGGGUCCAUGAUCAAGAAGUCCCUGCAGGCCCACCAUCUCCCAGCAGCCACCAUCAGCAUCCCUGUCAACAUCACCUCCGUCCCGCUCAACGGAUUCAAACAGCCUCCGUGGAGCUUCUGGUGACAGACCCUGUUCUUCACUUCCCCUGGGUGCUGCUCAAGGGCUUUAAAUUAUAAGUUAUGAUGAGAGAGUCAGACAGUUAGACUUUAGGCCAGUGGGGAUGGAAUACUGGUAUGUCCACUGGAACAGUCAGAAGGAAGUAAAUCAGGGAGAAAAUGAGAAAGUCGCCUGGCCAUUGCUGUGUUUAUCUGAUGCUACAUACAUGUACUUGACCAUUUUGGAAGAUUAAAAUGGGAUUAAGAUAGGUCUACCCCACUGAUCUACAUUUCUUUCCAGCAACUUCUGUGACUGUUAUCUCAGUUAAUCCCUGUAUUAUGUGUACUUAAAUUUUUUAUCAACAUUUUCUCCAUUUGUCCUGGUCAUCUGGCAGUAACAAAUACAAAAGAAUUAGAUUGAACUUUGAGAAUCUCACAUAUCAGCAUGUUGCACAUAUAAUUACUUAGAAGUAUUAAAGUAGAAAUGCUUUUUUAAUUCUCUUUCUAUUGAUUGACAUUGUUUUCCAAGUCUACUGUAAUUCCUAAGUUUCCUAAGCCCAAGAAACAAGUAGAUCUGAUAUGCCAUCUGGGAAAGAAAAACAGCUAAGAAAAAGUUCUGAUGAGGAACUAGUAUAAUUUGUAAGGAAAAAGGUUGGAUGAUCACGUGUUAGUUUUUUUACCCAAUCACGUUGCCAUGUUUUUUCUAGAUUAUCACAUUUUUGAGAAGAAAAUGUCUUUAGCUAUAUUCUCUUAGCAAAAAUUUGUUCUAAAACUACAUGCACCAGCUGCUCUGAUUGAAACAGCAAAAAAGAUCACUAGACUUUGUAAUACCACAAUAGUAAUUGGUCCUCUUAGAAUGGUACUUUGCCUUUAUAUAUGAUACAUUGUAAAUGUAUUUAGGAAAGCGUGCAAUACAGAUAUGUACUUUGAACAGCUUGAAAUUUUCAGUUAAUUUGUAAGAUGUGGUGGGAGAGAAUACAUUG